Bombyx mori (domestic silkworm) is the source of this 966-nucleotide messenger RNA. RefSeq lists its product as uncharacterized. Gene Ontology annotation, biological process: DNA replication, removal of RNA primer. The record is from RefSeq and is a predicted model, not a curated record. The transcript has 3 exons. The coding region runs from base 1 to 966 and encodes 321 amino acids. Lineage: Eukaryota; Metazoa; Arthropoda; Insecta; Lepidoptera; Bombycidae. Gene Ontology annotation, molecular function: nucleic acid binding; RNA-DNA hybrid ribonuclease activity.
AUGUAUGCGGCUGGGGCCUGGGCGAAGUCCACUGCAAAGCUGGCAUCUAGAAAGCAACUCAAUGUCGUGCAAAAAGGCUUCGCCCAAAAAAUAUGCAGAGCAUACAGAACGGUUUCGCUCAACUCCGCACUCGCACUGUCCGGGAUACUGCGUCUCGACCUCCGUAUCAAAGAGGCUGCCACACUAUUUGAGAUUAAGAAACGAAAAAAGGAGCACCCCUACGGAGAUAGGGAGGUCGAGAAGGAACAAUUUAAAAUUUACACGGACGGGAGCAAGUUUGAGGGCAAGGUCGGGGCCGCUUUUUCCUUAUGGAAAAACGACCUCGAAAUUGAGUCCAAAAAGUUUAAGCUGUCGUCUCACUGCACCGUAUACCAAGCUGAACUCCUGGCUCUCCGAAAUGCAACGGUGGUGGCCCUGGAAAGGGCUGGAUAUUCAUUUGGAAUAUUUAGUGAUUCCAGGGCAAUGAAUGACACCUUAUGCAAUAGUGAGACAAGGCACCCUCUAGCAGUACACGCACAAAAUAACAUAAGCCAGGCAACACAAGCAGGGAAAACAAUCUCGCUAUACUGGGUGAAGGCCCAUGUGGGGAUAGCAGGAAACGAGAGAGCGGAUGAGCUCGCGAAAUACGCCGCGCUACAUUUAAAAACUAAACCUGUGUACGAUCAAUGCCCGGUCUCAUUCAUGAAGAGACAAAUCCGAGAGGACACUCUCCAUGAAUGGAAUCGGAGGUACACGGAGGGACCCUCCGCAUCCGGUACAAAAAUAUUUCUGCCCGACGUCUACAUAGCCCAGAAAUUUAUAAAGUCAGAGAGCAUAAACAUGCACCUCACGCAAGUACUCACUGGGCACGGCGGGUUCUCGGAGUACUUGAAUCGCUUCCGCAGCUCAAACAUGCCGCUUUUGCUGCAAGACAACAGUGAACAAGACGCGAUUUUGAUUCAAGCAUGGGUCAAAGUAGCUUUUUAA